Epinephelus lanceolatus (giant grouper) is the source of this 2234-nucleotide messenger RNA. Its product is annotated as serine/threonine-protein kinase MAK-like. Gene Ontology annotation, biological process: protein phosphorylation. Gene Ontology annotation, molecular function: protein kinase activity; ATP binding. The record is from RefSeq and is a predicted model, not a curated record. Lineage: Eukaryota; Metazoa; Chordata; Actinopteri; Perciformes; Serranidae.
CCGACAUAUCUCAUAUGGCUCCUCGGUGACAGGAAGGCAGGGCUCUCUGUGGACGAUGAACCGCUACACCAUGCUGAAGCAGCUGGGGGAUGGCACGUAUGGAAGUGUGGUACUGGGCAAGAGCAAUGACACUGGGGAGCUGGUGGCCAUAAAGAGGAUGAAGAGGAAGUUUUAUUCUUGGGAUGAGUGCCUGAAUCUAAGAGAGGUGAAGUCACUAAAGAAGCUGAACCAUGCCAAUGUGGUGAAACUGAGAGAAGUCAUCAGAGAAAACGACUAUCUCUACUUUGUCUUUGAGUACAUGAAAGAAAACCUCUAUCAGCUCAUGAAAGAAAGAGAAGAUAAGAUGUUUUCUGAAAAUGAGAUAAGGAACAUUCUGUUCCAAGUGUUGUCUGGCUUAGCAUUCGUGCACAAGCACGGGUAUUUCCAUCGUGAUAUGAAACCAGAGAACUUGCUCUGCAUGGGCCCAGAGCUGGUUAAGAUCGCUGAUUUUGGACUUGCCAGAGAAAUACGCUCACAGCCACCGUACACUGAUUACGUGUCUACAAGAUGGUACCGAGCCCCAGAGGUUCUACUAAAAUCUAACUCCUACAGCUCACCCAUUGACAUCUGGGCUGUGGGAUGCAUCAUGGCGGAGCUUUACACACUUAGACCUCUAUUCCCCGGCAACAGCGAGGUGGACGAAAUCUUCAAGAUCUGUCAGGUGCUGGGAACGCUGAAGAAGUCAGCCUGGCCUGAGGGCUUCAACCUGGCCACCUCGAUGAACUUCCGCUUCCCAAAGUGCGUCGCCACCAGCCUCAGAUCCCUGAUCCCUAACGCCAGCAACGAGGCGAUCACACUGAUGAAAGACAUGCUGCAGUGGGAUCCUGAGAAAAGACCAAGUGCUGCUCAGGCUCUACGGUAUCCAUACUUCCAUGUCGGCCAGGCGCUUGGUGCUCCUCUGAUGUAUUUGGAGCAGCACAAGGCUCAGACAAAGAUGUCCGAGGCAGCCGCAGAAACAAAGCCCCUGUCCCUCUGUAAGAUGGACCCAGAGUUUGGUGAGCCAAGUAGGACACAGCUCUGCAGCCAAACUUCUCACCAGCCCCUUCAGCAGAUCCUUCUACCUCAGGACAACAUGGAGCCAAGCACAAAACAAGCACUGUGUUCCAGCACGCUGACAGAGGGGCAACAGGAACCUCUCAGCCUGGUGAAAAACAGGCAACCGCCUACAAGAGCAGCACCCACAGGAGCAGAGAACAGCAUAUCUAGGGUGAGGACAGGACGUCGAAGAUGGGGCCAGACGUCUUUCAAAUCCGUCGACAGCUGGGACGAUAGUGAAGACACAGACACUGGAGUCUCCAUCUCCAAAAAACCUACCAUCAGCUCUGUGAAGGACAGGGCACUGGGCGGGCCCAGCUGUCGAUUUCCAGAGUCAAAGAGCAACACAGGAGCAAAGGUGCCGAGCAGCAGCGGGCUGAACAGAGCUGACUCCACCUUGUCUGCCAAGCAGCACUACCUCCGCCAGUCCAGAUAUCUGCCUGGCAUAAAUCCUAAAAACAACUCAUCAGUAGGACGUCAGGCAGUCGGCAGAAACCUGUGGGGCAGCUCGUCUUUAACCAGAGGAAAGGUGCCGGAGUUUCCACUGGAUAAAGACAAUAGUCUUUCUAAACCACCAGAUAAACGGCCUCUGAAAGAAAAGACCCUGGAGGAUCUUGAUCUCUCCAAAGACUCCUUCAUGAGCAACUCCAACCACCCAAACAAGACACACACGUCAUCGUUUCAGAAGACUGAAACAGGAGCAGCUCGACAGAGGGUUACACUGGCACCAAUAGGAGGGACCUCUGCUGUUGACCUGAGAGUUGAGUCUAAAAUCAAAUCAUCCAAGAGCAAGACCUCCUCAAAUAAACUGUCACUCUCAAAUGAAGAAUACGAAGGGUGGAAGAGCAGAUCUCUGAAUCCUCACAUCAUGGGGCCCAGCGCUACAGGGAGGAACACGUUUCCAAGGAGCACAAACAUCCAACCAGUGCACGGACGGGUGGACUGGACUGCCAAAUACGGAGGCCACCAGUAGCACAGCAGUCUGCUCUGCUCCACCAGUGACUCAUGGGAAAAAGAUCCCACUACACUUUUGCCAGGAAAGACAGACUUCAGAGAAGUGUUUCCUGCUAGUCUGUCGUUACAUUUGUUAUGCUAUUUAUAUUGUUUAAGUGUCUCAUAAAUUCUACUGUCAGAAUUUUUUUAAAUAAUAGAGUAAAAAA